Molecule: messenger RNA, 1354 nt
Organism: Nematostella vectensis (starlet sea anemone)
Lineage: Eukaryota; Metazoa; Cnidaria; Anthozoa; Actiniaria; Edwardsiidae
Exons: 5
Coding region: 15-1151 (378 amino acids)
Biological process (GO): telomere maintenance via telomerase
Cellular component (GO): telomerase holoenzyme complex; chromosome, telomeric region
Molecular function (GO): telomeric repeat DNA binding
Source: RefSeq, a predicted model, not a curated record
UCCAAAAUUUCAAGAUGGCCGCUUACGGUUGUGCUAUUUCACCUUGGAUCGAAAAAGCAAUUCAUUGUUUAUCUAAAAGAGAACCGCUACCAGAUACUCCCGAAGCACGAAUUAUCGAGGUUCUUCAACAGACUACUGUCUACUCUCAGAAUGCUGCACUUUUGUCAGACAACAAAUUCAUGAUCAAAGCAAUUUUCACACAAGCUGCUAUAAAUGACUACCAAUGUGCCGAGCCAAGCCCAAGUGUCUAUUUUAGUGAUCUCAUGAGAGGAGGCAUAGUCACUAUCCAGGAAUAUUCUAUUCAACCCUGGCAUGACAAUAUAAAGGACACAUGGGAACAUGCUGUUUUGGUAGAGCAAUUUACCUAUCUUCCAGGAACAAAUAGUAUAAUCACCAAUCAAGAUGAACUUAUCCGAGUUUCUAAUUAUUCACCCUUCAAGGCCCAACUCAAAAAACUAUGGAGACAUGAGAGACUUCUGAAGUUGCUUGAUUUACAAAGAUCUGAUGGUGCUCCUGUAGAGUCUCUGUUUUCUCUUAUCAAGGGGCAGCACCAGUUUGUGUUCAUAAGUGAAGAAGAACAAAUGAAACUUGAUCAAAUUCCAGAGUUCAAAGAUGGCUACAUCCCGCCGCCAUCUUUAGAUGCCUCUUCCCCUGGCCACUCCUGGACAAGCUCAGGCUCGGUGCGACAGAACUUGCUCUCACAAUUUCAACCAGAAAGCCGAUUGCUUGGGAGGUGCGACGGUACAGCUGAUGAUGCAGAUGCUGUUGAUGCGGAGCCAUGUAUGGAAAAACAGCAUUCCAAGGACUCGGAUGAAGCCCUUGCGAACAUACCAUUACAUGAGAUUGAGCCUAGAGUAGAUGGGGCAAAAGGCGUGGAAAAGACAUUAGAAAAGACUGAGGAACCUGCUAAGAUACCAGGAGUGACUAGUCUUUCAAAACAGCCAUCAAAGAAGCAGAACCUAGACAUUGAAGGACGCCAAGCUAGUAUGGAUGACCAAGUGGCACCAAGAUCUGAAGACGAGCAAGCAGGCAAUUUUCCUUCUCUGGACAAUCAAGCUGUAUGCCCUAGCCAGGAGCCAAGGCAAUCCAUUCGUAGGCCAGAGGGUAUAGCUGAUUCUGUGAAUAUUGAGGCGAUUUGCUCAGGCCAAUGAGCAUUGUCAUCGUUGCACAGUGUACAAGAAAAUAACGCUACGUCCACUGAUAAAACUGUCACAUCAAAAAAUACAGCUGUAGAAAAGAAACGGAAAACCCUCACUACUCAGACUGAUAAGAGUUGCAAAUUCCUGAAAAACGCCAACGGUGAAAAAUCAUCAUGUACAGAAAACGUGUCAGCAAACGAGGUCCUAACGACGCA